GGCAUCUCAUGCGAGCAAGCCUGACCCUUGCGACUUGCUGAAGUCCAAACAAAAGGACAGGGUGGCGCCUACAAGCUCUCUCACUGGCGCUACUUAGGUAACAAUACGACGCCCCAGUUGGCAAGGGGGCGUGAAUCAACCAAUCGCAUAAAGUUCUCGUUUCUGAUUCGGUUAAAUUCAAUGCUAGGCGCGAUAGCGUGUUGCCAAUCUAUUCUUAAUUUAGCCUCGCGGGACUCGCGGCUUACGAUCUGCAAGCCCGCUAAAUGCUCCUGAAUCCUUCGAGAUCCUAUUUCAUGCGAAAGCUGGCAAUAACAGCACCACUAUGGCACGUCACUAAUGGCUGUUUCCGUUGCUGGUCGCCCUCAUUUCAGCCACUUACUGCAUUUUUAUUUUGGUCAUUCCACUGCCAUUAUGCUUAAGCGAAUGGAUUUGCACACCACUGAAACUUGAGGAUACAGGCUUCAUAUCGUCAUGACGUUUUGGCUCACUUUGUGUUGUCUGUCAUCCUGGCCGUCUCCCUGGCCGUCGCCUAUCACCUGAGAAUAGCUAAUUUCGACAGCUCAACGACACUAGACGGGAAUGGUAGGAGCAGCAAUGGAGAAUGCGAAGACAGAAGGAAGGGAAAUGGGAGAGCAAUAUUCAGCUACGACUGGAGCAUAAAUAGAACCCUCAUCGCCCGAAUUAUUCUCAUUAUCCAUCAGCCAAUUCACCUUUCAAAACUCCAACGCCUCUACUUGCAAUCAUGAAAUCUUUUGUGGCUAUCGCCGCCUUCGCGGCAUCCAUGCCAGCUGUCCUGGCUGCUCCAUCUGGCCAGGACCUCAAGGAAGUCAACGUCGUUAUCCAGCGCCUCAAGGGGACCGCUGAGACUGACGUGGCUAUUGUCGACAAAGAAUCGUCUGAGGUUCUCGGAUACGCCUGCUCCGACAAGCUCGACUCUGGUGCCUUUGCCAAGUUCCCAGUCUCUGCGGAUAUCAACGAAUACGGAGCUGGUACUAUCACUCUCGGCACUACAAAGUACACAGUGCAUGAAGACCCCAACGUCUCCGGUGGUGUGAGCUGCAUGAAGAUGUACGAUGAACAGGAGAUCUUUGUGACCUGCGCGGCCACUAUCCCUGCCUCUCUCCAGUUGGCUCCAUUGAGCGCCAGGGAUAAGACGGACUGCUUUGCUAGCGGUAGUUCACCCAUUUUGCAGAGCCUAGCGAACUCCAUGUCUGCUCAAAUCGCGACACCGAGCACCAAGCCGCGCUCUGUCGAGGAUGCCCCACGCUCCCUCGAAGAACGCCAGGGAGCUUGCGGCACUUGGUCCAGCUACACUGCACUUGAAGGAGACGGAGACCCUCACCAGAACUACUACUUGAACCAACUCAGUGAAAACAUUGAGUGCGGAUCAUCACCUAGCUGUGCUGUCGGGCACGAGGAGAGCAAGAGCUACACUAUCGGAUUCUCCGUUUCUGGAAGCAUCGACUCGUGGAUCGGCGGCGGUUUCGAUGUUAGCGAGUCCUGGACAACCGGCAACGAGUACACCUGUUACGGUGCUGCAGGCGAUACCGUCUGUGUCUGGUACAAGACCGCGCUCACGGCUUACACAGUCAGAAACUACGACUAUAACCAGUGCACGGGUGCAUCCCCAAGAGGCACGGCAGUAAUCAAGUCGCCAAACAAUAAUAAUAAAGGUGGAAACUACUACUGUGUUAUGGGAUCUGCGUGCCGAAGCCAGGGAGAGGGAUACUUCGACCUGAACGGCCGGGCUGGUGGCCCAUGAUUGACUCAAAUUAUGAGAGGUUUCUUGUAGGAUGUUUACUAUAGAUAUAUUUGUUAGCUUAUUGCUUAGUUAUGUGCUCAGAGA
Messenger RNA from Pseudogymnoascus verrucosus, 1846 nucleotides. RefSeq lists its product as uncharacterized. The record is from RefSeq and is a predicted model, not a curated record. The coding region runs from base 743 to 1762 and encodes 339 amino acids. The transcript is spliced from 4 exons. Lineage: Eukaryota; Fungi; Ascomycota; Leotiomycetes; Thelebolales; Thelebolaceae.